AUUUAAGAAAUAACUAAUUUGACUGAACUAAAUGCUAGCUCUUAUUUUUAAUGAGUUCCAUAAAGAUAAAGUUGUGGGGCUAUCUCACGGAAUGAAGGACGUGUUUUAAAGCUCCAGACUCUCUUUAUGUUGCUUGGAUAGUUUUUUAUGCAAGCCGUUAUGAACAAAUGUUUUUUUCGUCAUACUGCAGCCAAUCUACGAAGAAAUUACACUCAGCUCCCAUCUAUAUAGGCAUCAUUCAUGAAUAUUUGCGUCGCUGGCAUCUUUCUCUAUUUGGUUUUUCUUGGAAGAUGCCCCGUGGUAGUUUCUGCGUCUUUUAAGGAAGUUAUGGGUUGUGUUUCAAAAGAAUACCGUGGAGUUCGGCAAGAGAUCUGGAAAAACCUUAUAGUAGAAGGGACGUUAAGUGGCUUAGAAUCCGACUUUCGCUACCCACACCACCCAGACACGGUGGAAUUUCGCCCAAUUUUCGACGACCCUGGGAAAAGGGAAUGGUACUAUGGUCAGCGGCUCACAACGUACUUCGUGGCGCCAGAGACUGGGAACUACGUAUUCUACUUGUCAUGUGACGACCAGUGUAAGCUGUCAAUCAGCACAGACCAUCACGUGAACAACAUGCGGACGGUUGCUUGGGUAAAGGACUGGACCAACUACAGGCGCUGGAAAACAUAUCCAUCACAGCAAAUAAGUGAAGAAAUACCGCUGACAGGGGGCUCGUUCUACUUUUUGCAAGUCAUCAUGGUGCAGGUGCAAGGACUGGAUCACGUGUCAGUCGGAGCUGAGUUCCCGGAUGGAACAAUAAUGCUUCCGCUGACCGAUAAGUAUCUCGUUCAAUUUGAAACAGACCCCACCAAACACGUGAAAAUAUUAGCUCGCGGUGAUUGGUCGACGUGCAGCGCUUCGUGUGGGCGUGGCGUGCAAACUCGUAACAACACCAUGUGUCAGUACCCGCCCCUUAACUUUGCCAUCAUGAACCGUACGGAGAGUCGGUCCUGUCAAUCAAAGCCCUGCCCAGGGCCACCUAGGGUGAUCUCUACAACUGCCGUUUCGUCAUUCUCGGUGACAGUCACUUGGCGACCAGAACCACAACCAAUUCAAGGAUACAAUGUCUCUUACGUCAUGUACUUAAAACUCCCGGCAUCCUCCAGGUCCCGCCGUGCAAUCAGUCACGUGGUCUCUUCUUCCGGAAAUGGUCACGUGAUUGUCUCAGCUGACGUGCACUCAGUGGUGUUGCUCGGGCUGCGCGCGCAUAGAGAUUACUGCGUGAGGGUGGCGACGCUGACCAGUGACGGCCGGAGUAUUACGUCAUUAUGCGUUAACGUGACAACGGAGCAGACAGCUCCAAGCGCCGCGCCCACCGGCCUGUCCGCUGUCAAUAAGACAAGCCCUCACAAGGUCUCAGUUCAGUGGGGCCCUGUUCCACUUGGGGACCAGAAUGGAGUCAUUCUAGGGUACUAUAUACAGCUGUACCCGGUCAGUACUGCUGAUGAGGAGCCAAGAUCCAAGAACGCGAUAACUAUACGAGUUUUGGAUCCUGAGAUGGGCGCAAUAGUACCAGGUCUCCAAUCCUACACGGUCUACAGCGUCCGAGUGGCUGCAUUUACAGCAGAGGGGACUGGUCCAUAUUCUGAGCCCAAAUACGUGGAGACUUGUCGGUGUCCGAAAAGAUUCUUCACAAACUGGUGGACACUGCCUCCGUUGACAAUGAACGCAACUACGCAUGCUCCACCACAGGGAGCCUUUAUCGAACUUUUAGAUACCUUCACGACGCAUGCGUGUGGCCUAUGUCACCACCACAGGAGGACCGUGAUUCGUUACGAUACCUUAAGGCUCGCCCAUGUCAGCGCGCACAAGCCAAGCCUCUCUGACGUCAGAAAGUCGAUACGUGACACCGCUGACCUGAGCUUCCCUAUGACACUUCCUGAGGACAGCCACAAGAGUAGCCCGGAUGACGACGUCAUAUUUGUGCCUGUAAUGAAGAUGACGUCAUCCAUUGUUUAUAUAACUGAGGAGCUAUCCGCUGGCGUAUAUGCUAGUGCCGUGGGCUCAUCUAUCUUGCAGUGCCUACCGGUGCUGGCGGGAUUAUGUGUGACGUCAUAUCUGGUCGGGAUGAUAUUUUGGUUUUUGGACGCAAAACACAACCCAGAUCUUCAUCCGUCGUUUAUCAAAGGAGCAGCAAAAGGGUCGUGGUGUGCGUUCAUAUCAACAGCCUCUGUUGGCUAUGGUGAUUGCAUCCCUGUGUCUUCGCCUGCCCGCGUAUUUAUGAUGGGCUGGAUAAUAAUGGGAUUGAUCUACUGGUCGAUUUUCAUGAGCUUGGUGACGUCUUCACUAAGUGUCAGCAUCGUCAUGUUAACAAAGAAUCCAGAGUCAGGGGGAAAGAUUGGUGUUAUUCAAGGCUCCAUGGAGUUUAAAGUCGCUACAAAAAUCAACGGCUCUAACGGGAUCCGUUGUAUUGGCUUUAAAACACAAGAAGAGAUGGUCGCUAACCUCACCACUGGUCAGCUAAACGGUGUACUGCUCGACUCGAUCAGCGCGGCAAGAACAGAUUAUCCCCUCCCUCCCACGGGAUACAAACCUGCCAAAGUUUUCGAUCUGGACUAUAGUUAUGGAGUGUAUUUGGGUGGCGAUGCUGUCAAGCUUGCCCAUCUAUUCAAAGACUAUCUAAAAAAGCAUCCAUUUGUUUUGAAGACAGAAAACAACCUGCGAGACCAAGCGAUGAAGUCAACUUUGUCAACCACCUCUCUACCUCCGACAGAGGAGAUGACAGUCAGCUUCUUUAACCCCUCUACUCCCACAUUCAGAGGAACGUUGCGUUUUUCAGUCGCUCUACUGCUUGGGCUUAUAGCUUGUGGUAGCAUUUACAGCCUAAUCACUUUAACCUGCAACGAGAAAAAUAAGACAAGGUUUGGUAUAAGAGCUAACAACAACAACAACAGCUUAGACAUGUCCAUCAACCGACCAAAUCCCAAGCAUUUCCGAAGCGAACUUCGCAUGGUUGUAGAAGAGUUUUACAAAAACUGCAAAGCAGUUCAAAGACGUCUUACUGUAAAGCAUCUGAAAGAGCAAAGAAGCUUUCUCCAUCAGAGGGUGAAUCGUCGUAUCUCUGUGACGUCAUCCACGAACACGUCGCCCCGAGAGUCGUCACAGAAAGCUGACAUUAAUUCCUAUGGUUAUGGAACCCCUGUUUAACGUUUUUUUUUAAGUACUUAACCCUGCUAAGGAAACUGGAACUUGGCGAUGUCAAGGAAGUAGUCGACUUCACUUUAUGCGACUGUUCUGUUUAGUCGUUAUGGACAAC
Molecule: messenger RNA, 3295 nt
Organism: Nematostella vectensis (starlet sea anemone)
Lineage: Eukaryota; Metazoa; Cnidaria; Anthozoa; Actiniaria; Edwardsiidae
Exons: 14
Coding region: 241-3186 (981 amino acids)
Molecular function (GO): protein binding
Source: RefSeq, a predicted model, not a curated record